UCUUUAAAAAAAAAAAACAAAAAAACGAAAAGACCCGGAAGUGAUUGAUAGUGCUUUUCUUCCGCAUCGAUGGUUUCCGGUCGUUUCGGCUCCUGUAUGGUUCCGUUUGAAAGGGGGCCACUGGCUCGCCCCUCUAACCUGGAAAAUGGAACCUUGUCAUGGGAUUAUGAAGGCUUUCCCCAAAGUUAAAAGGGCCCGAGUUUCUCAGGAAAAGGAUUCUCCUCCUGUAAAGAAGAAACCCGAUGGAGUUGAUGUGACAGGAAAUACAUUUAGAAACACCUCAAUCUACAUCCUACCUGCUGGGAUCGGAAAUGCAAGAUGUCAGAUCUUCCAAAGGCAUAUUCAGCAGAAUGGAGGCCAGACAGAGAGGUCUUUGUGUGCAGGUGUCACUCAUGUCGUUGUUGAUGACAACAUGGAAUGUGACAGAGCUCUGCGCCUCCUCAAGGUGGAUGUAAUUCCCUCUGGAGUCCAUCUAGUGAAAUGCAGUUGGCUUAGCGGCUGUAUCAGUGAGAAACAACUCUUGGAUGAAUCGAGCUACAGCAUUGUUUUACCAAAGAGGGAUCUUGGUACUCCACAAGAAAAUACAGAUUUGUUGACUGACAAAACCACAACUGAAAAUGCUGAAGAGUGCGAUCAAAACAAGGAAGAGGAGAAAAUAGACACGAGUGGAGAAGACUGCAAAGAAGAUGUACAAGGAGAAGACGACGCUGUCUCUCAGAGUCACCUUGAAGCUCUCAUCACUGGCCAGCACCCCAAAGAUGAGAUUCCCGGACCCAGCCUUGAUCCCGGUCGAGACACUGCCACUCAUACGGCGGUCUCGGGGAAGUGGGUCUGUGCACAGUCUUCUCAAUCCAAGAAUAACAACUUCAACAAACACAUCACAGACAAACUGGAGCUGCUGGCCAAGGCCUACACACACCAGGGAGACAAGUGGAGAGCGCUGGGCUACUCCAAAGCUAUUAAUGCAUUGAAAAGCUACCACAAGACGGUGGCAUCAUAUCAGGAGGCAUGUCUUAUCCCAGGGAUCGGCAAGCGCAUGGCCGACAAAAUAGAUGAAAUAAUGGAAAGCGGUCAUCUGCGCAAGUUAGAUCACAUUGGGGAUGCUGUGCCGGUAUUGGAGCUUUUCACAAACAUUUGGGGUGCAGGAGCAAAGACGGCACAACUGUGGUAUCAACAGGGAUUCCGCACUUUGGAGGACAUCCGCACAAAGGCCCACUUGAGUAACACUCAGAAAAUAGGACUCAAGCACUAUGAAGACUUUCUGGACAGAAUGCCCAGGGAAGAAGCUGCAGCCAUUGAAAAAGUGGUUAGGGAUGCUGUCCUAGCAAUAGAUUCCGGCCUCAUAGCAAUGGCAUGCGGCUCCUACCGCAGAGGAAAGACCACAUGUGGAGAUGUUGAUGUUCUAAUAUCACACCCCGAUGGAAAAUCCCACAGGGGUGUUUUCAGUAAAGUGCUUCAGAGCCUCCAUGACAGUGGCUUUUUGACAGAUGACCUGGUGAGCCACGAGGAGAACGGAGAUCAGAAGAAAUACAUGGGCGUGUGUCGUCUGCCAGGACCACAACACCGCCAUCGCAGACUGGACAUCAUUGUAGUCCCCUACAAGGAGUUUGCCUGUGCUCUCAUGUAUUUUACAGGUUCUGCUCACUUUAACCGCUCCAUGAGGGCCAUGGCAAAAACCAAAAAUAUGAGCUUGUCAGAGCAUUCACUUAAUAAAAGUGUAGUACGUCAAGGUAGCACCAAGGUGCAUGCCGGCACUCCUCUUCCUACACUUACAGAGAACGACGUUUUUAGUCUUUUGGGGAUACCAUACAGACAGCCUUGUGAAAGGGACUGGUGAUGGUUUUGCAAUGACAAUGCUUUGAGCUUUUUAAUUGAAGACAUUUUUAACUCUCUUCACACCAGACUGACUAGAACAGGGGUGGGCAAACUACGGCCCGGGGGCCACAUCCGGCCCGCCAAGUGUUUGAAUACGGCCCGCCCAAUCUUUCCAAAGUAUUUCAUUUAAACUCAACAUACAACCUGGCAUCAUGGCCUGAGCCAACCUUUUGAUGGUUUUAUCAAUUUUGUUUUUUGACAUGGUCUGUUGUUUACAAAGUGCUCCUGAAAAAAGGGACACAAGCACAUAAUAAUAAUAAUAAUAAUUAUUAUUAUUAUUAGAUUAUUAUAAUUAUUAUUAGAACUAUUAUAAUUAUUAUAAUUAUUAUAUUAAUUAUAUAUAAUAUUAUUGUUAUAUUUGCAUAUUUUACAUAAUAAUAAUAUAAUAAUUAUUAUUUUAAUUUUAUAAUAAAUAAUAAUAGCAGAUUGCAUGACAAUUUUACAGAUACAAUAAUACCAGGUGGACUGUUACGUGUAAAAUAUAUAGUCUGCCCCCCCCCCCCCCCCCCUCGUAAAUUUUGUCAUAUCAAUGCGGCCCGCGAGUCAAAAAGUUUGCCCACCCCUGGACUAGAACGUUGACAUUAUUGUAGCUUAAUCAACAUGCACGUAUACCGCUUUUAUUUGCACAUUAUUUCACUCAGCUGUUAGAAUGACUCUUAAAUCAUGGAACCUGUCACUAAUAAAAUCUAUUAAACAGUAA
Doryrhamphus excisus (bluestripe pipefish) is the source of this 2575-nucleotide messenger RNA. It is a transcript of the gene poll, whose product is annotated as polymerase (DNA directed), lambda. The record is from RefSeq and is a predicted model, not a curated record. Lineage: Eukaryota; Metazoa; Chordata; Actinopteri; Syngnathiformes; Syngnathidae. Gene Ontology annotation, biological process: double-strand break repair via nonhomologous end joining. Gene Ontology annotation, molecular function: DNA-directed DNA polymerase activity; DNA binding. Gene Ontology annotation, cellular component: nucleus.